AUUCUGCCAAAGUCCCGAUGGCCUUUCCCAGACCCUUCAUAGCGCGGAAGUGUCAUUGUUUACAGUCACCGACACAUCCAUGUUUCAUCACUUACUUUAGAAGCCCAUUAGUCACAUACAUGAAAAUCCCAUAAGAUACAACUGGAUCCACCUGAAACACCAUUAUUUUGCACCAUGAAACUCGAAAGCAACGACGAAAUGGCGGAGAUGCUACCCCACACUUCGUGUGACAACAGUUCCUCCUCCUCUACGACAGAAGCCAAUUCCAUAGUCGAGACGGUCAUUGACAACAUUGAUGAAUGCGAAUGGGUAGAUGACGCCGUCCUGAGCAUUACAACGGCGUUUGGUCUCUGUCACACGCACGAGUAUAUUGAUCGACAAGUGGAAUACGAGCAAGCUCUCCAGAAAUGCCAACGAGGACGAGAAAUGGCCAACCAGAGCAACAUGGCAGUGACGUUUCGUCACCUCCGUUCUGGAAUGUCAUUAGCCUCUUCGGAAGAUGAAGAUGACGACGAAUCGGAUCUCAUGAUGCUUCGAAUCAAUUCGUCUCAGUCCUUGAUGGAUGGAGUCUUCCUCGACGAAUUGGGCAUGGAAGUGCAGCUCCAAGCUCUCUACAGCUAUUGAUUGAUGAGACAUAAAUGCAUGACUGGCAUCCUUCCUCCUUUCCUCCUGCAUUUCAAACGCGCACAAAUAGACCAGACACUUGAGUAUAUAUAUCCACCAUGACCUUUUUUGGCUGCUUGAUUUCAAUCACAAAGUGGUUUCUGUUGUAGACUUUCCAAAACCGUACCGUACUAUAGCUAGCCAAUUAAUAAUCAUCCACAUUCUUAUUUCGCUGUUCCCGCCCUCAAGGAAAUGAUGCUACUGUACU
Seminavis robusta is the source of this 871-nucleotide messenger RNA. Lineage: Eukaryota; Bacillariophyta; Bacillariophyceae; Naviculales; Naviculaceae. The record is from the annotation of a GenBank genome assembly.